Molecule: messenger RNA, 7721 nt
Organism: Pongo pygmaeus (Bornean orangutan)
Lineage: Eukaryota; Metazoa; Chordata; Mammalia; Primates; Hominidae
Gene: TBR1
Product: T-box brain transcription factor 1
Exons: 6
Coding region: 4027-6075 (682 amino acids)
Biological process (GO): cell fate specification; regulation of transcription by RNA polymerase II; positive regulation of DNA-templated transcription
Cellular component (GO): chromatin; nucleus
Molecular function (GO): DNA-binding transcription factor activity, RNA polymerase II-specific; RNA polymerase II cis-regulatory region sequence-specific DNA binding
Source: RefSeq, a predicted model, not a curated record
UUAUAGCUUCAUUAAAGGAAUGUUUUACAUGGGACUUGCAAUUUAACUUAACCUACUAGAACUGUUAUGAGUGCUGUGAUAGAUCAAAUUACUGUCCUACUGGAACAAGUCUAGGCUCUUAUUGGUUCCCUAGUGAAGUUACCAGAAACUGAAAGUCGAAAUGGCUUAAAUUCCCAGUAUGUUUCACAGUAUCUUUUUUGGUGGAGUAAGAAGUAUUCUGAGCAUUUCUUGCUUGUCCUGUGGUUUACUGUUUCAGAUAUAGUGACAGUAUAUUUUAUGUAGGACAUGUAAUAUGUAUUUAAGUUGUUGGGAUUACAUUUAACCAUUUAAAAUUAAAAUAUAAGUGGAAGUUAGUGAAAUUUUCUUUUGCCUAAUUCAAACUUGUGUGCAGGCUUUUUGGAUAUGAUUUUUCCCUUUGCAAGUAAGAUUCUAUAACUUACUUCGCAGAUGUUGUUAAUGAGUGCUAGUCAAUGAUUUUUUGGGGGUACAGUGCCCUCAGAAGAAGGCCUUAACAUUUCAAGAACUAUUCUCAAUAUUUGGGUUGAAAGGGUUUUUUUGUUUUUGUUUUCGUUUUCUACUUAGUCCUCUGAAAAUAUCCUGAGUCCUGUGACUGGGAAGGCUUACCUUGUCUGUUUUUUGCGCUUAUUUGAUCACCCCAUCUUCCUGGACUCCCUAUAGCCACACACCACUUACUCUCACUUGGUUCAUGUUGGUGACAUUCCCAAUUUCAGAACCUUGUCAAAAUCUUUGCUAGCAAAAACCUAUAUUACUUUUUGUAGAUUUGGAGUCGAUCAAAAUUAAGAUGCCCCAAGAGGCAAGGCUCAGUGAACACCUUUGUCUUGGAAUGUACAGCUAUUUUCGCAGCAGCCUGAUGUCCCAGGCCCAGUUAGGCACUGAAAACAUGCAUUUAAUCACAAACUUAGUAAGCUGUUUAAGACGGUAUGUGUAUGUGCGCACACGUGCACGCAUUCAAGUAUGCUUAUGUGAGCAUAUCUACCCCUCCAUCAUGCAGAGGUAAAGCAGCUCUGGAAACAAAACUGUUUGUCUCUAGUGCAGAAAUGUCCCUGCUUUUCUCUCAGACUAGUAUGGGGGCACUGAAAGCUCCGGCUUCAUUAUUCAAAGUGUCAUCUGCCUGGACCAAUAGCAUCUGGGUCUUAUGGAAAUUCGUUAUAUAUACAGAAAGCAAGCCCCACCCCAGGCCUAUUGAAUCAUAAUCAAGAAUCCUGGUGUGGUUCAUAUACACUUUAAGGUUUGAGAAGCCCUGGCCUUAUUUUAGAAGUAUGGUUCACAGGCACAUGUGGUGAUUCUGAGGAAAGCCUUCAUUUUCCUUAGUAUAUAUAAAUUCAAGGCAUAGCCUAUAUGUGAACAAUCACUGAAUUUGGUACUGAUAAUCCAAAGUGGGUCAGAGAGCACAUCAAUUCAAUUCCUUAAAAACUCUGAAGGAGGUGCACUCUUUCCCUUUUCUAUCCUUUAACACCUUAACAUUUCAUUUUAGCAUUCUUCCUUUAAAAAAAAAAAAAAAAAAAAAAAAAAGCAGUUUAGGGUGUCGAGAAUGGCAAAGCCUCAAAAACAGCCCAGGGGAUGUCUCACCUCUUUACACACUUAAGGCUCUGUCCCACUGAGAACGGAGGAAAGUACUGUCUUCCGAAGCAACGGAGGGAGGAGGCACUCAGGGACAGAGAAGUUGAAAAUGGAGAAAGAAGGAAACAAAAGUAGCCAAAAGUAGUCAAGAGGUCAAAAGCCUCUCAUGAGGGCAAAUGGUGGUAGAAGGUCAAGGGCAGAAAAACAAGUGUCAAAUGGCAUCCCCUACUCCCCUCCCCCGCACCCCAACGACUCAACAGCUAAGACUGCUUGUUUAUGAAGCUUCCUGGCCAGGAGCUGAGGUUUGCUUUCGAAAGGAAAAAUGGGUCUGGCUCUCUUUUUAUCCCAGAAAAUUGUCUCGGCUUUAGUCUGGGACAUCUGGUCAUCAACCUGCCCUGCCCAGGCCGCCCGCGUAGGGCCUUGCCCGCGGCGCGUUGAUGGAGGCCGCAGCUGGUGCCCUCUGCAGCCAAGGCGCUCAGCCCGCCUCGAGGGGCGCAGUCUCGGCUCAGCGCUGACCGCUCGGCCCACCGAGGCGCAGCUCUGAAAAUGCGCCACAGUGGCGAAGCGGAGAGUCUGGUUAACCCGUCUCCGCCCAUGCUCAGGACCCACCCAAUGUCCCCAGGCGCUGCUCUCACUCCGGGAGCUGCCCCGGCCGGGGUAGGACAGACGCGUUCGCUCAAAGCCAGAGGCUGCCCCGGCUGAGGUGCCCAGGCCGCGCCUCCAGCCCUGGACGAGCGUGUGCCCCUGGGGUCUGCGCCAGAUGCAGCUCACCCCUUGCUCCUUCAGUCUCCCGGGCGGAGCCCGCCCUCGGGCCGGCCAGCUCUCGGGGCCGAGCGGAGCUCUGGGCGGCGCUCCUCCUGCUCAUUCCCGCGCGGCUCGGCGUCCGGGAGGAAAGCCGCGGGAGGGCAGGUCAGCGAGCGCCGGGCCGCGGGAGACAGCUUUGGGCGGAUAAAAAGCCUCUGCCGCUCUUGGCCCUCUGGCUCAGGCCGAGGGCUGGGCUCUUCUCUGUAGAGCCGGUGCUGGGAGACUUCCUCCCUACACCUCGGGGUCUCUUUGGGCCUCGUGCUAUUUAUUUGUGCCAACAUCUUUUUAAAUUGAUUUUUUUUCUAUUCCUCUUUAGAUUCUUUUUCCUUUUAAAAUUACUGGCAUGGAUGCUUUUUCUCCCCUCCAGAUUAUAUAAACAUUAAACACACACACGUACACACACACACACACACGUUUUCAGUAGCGAUUACUGUGUUGACACCACUUCCACUCUGUCUCCCCAGAUCAGCGCUUCUGACGAGCCCAUUUGCACGGGGACUCGGCCCUCUCUUUUCCUGGCGAGGCUUUUGAACCUGUCGCCAAGCCAGUACCUCAGAGAGAAGGAAAUGCAGAGGGACGAGAAGGAUGCAUGGCGCCUGCCCCCAGUUAGAUGCUCUUCAGAUAAUCUGCAACCAAGUUCGCUGAUAAAAUAUUUAAUAAAGAGCCGGUAAACAUCACUGCAAAUACAUUAAGGCAUUUCAGCCCGACAGCUUAUGAUUAUUUCAAAACUUAAAAAGGAGAUCAUAGAUUGUCACUGUUUCUGUGCUCAACCAAGAAACCGAACCUUCCUGAGGUGGGUGGAUUGGUGGGUGAGUUGCUGCUUUUCGCCCCCUCUCCUCCCCCCUUCUGCUUGUCGCUGUGGCUCUCAGCAGCAGGGAUUUAUUUAUUUAUGUUUGCAGUUUAAAAGGUGGGGGUGGGGGCGCCGAGGACACGUAGGAUUUGCUCACAAAGCACCAGCUCAGGUGUUGUGUGCUUUUGUAUUAGCUGGAAAAGACAGACUCUGGAACUUUUACAGGGCGAGAAGAGGCCACCGGCUCGCGCUUUGUAUACUUUGCACUUGAAAUCGUUACAUUCAACUGAAUAUUUGGCUCAUUCAGAUCCGAAAAGUCUCCUAGCAUCGUCGAAUUCCCUCCUCCGCCCCUCCGCUCUAAAGGGGGGAAGGGGGGGAAGGUAGGAAAUGUUUAGUAAAUUGCACAUCUUUGAAUCUUCCUAAAGCAGUGGUCACAAAGCUUAAAGGUGACACAACAGUGCUCACGUAAACCAACACACAUUCCCCACCCCCCAAGCCAACAAUAAAAUCAUCCCCUUCAAUUUGCCAUGAUCGUCGCUACCAGGAGCCAGGUGAUUAUCCUAAUUAAUGUCUAUCUAAUUAAAUUACUGUCAGCAGCUAACCAAUGGCAGGAGCCGUUUCAUCGGCUGCACAAGCAGCAAGAUCAAAAGUGAGCCUUUUCUGAUUGCUGCAUAGUGUCAAUUGGCCAAUCUCUUCUCCCAGGGAAAAAAAAAAAGUAAAUCAAACCUUUGAGAAGCAUUUGCUGGUUGAAGUGCUUUCUGUCUAGUGAGGGGGUCUGUGGAUUUCUAGUUUAUGAUAAAUAGGACUUUAAAAACCAGGGACGGGAGGGCGAGUGUUCAGGUUCUAGAGCUAUGCAGCUGGAGCACUGCCUUUCUCCUUCUAUCAUGCUCUCCAAGAAAUUUCUCAAUGUGAGCAGCAGCUACCCACAUUCAGGCGGAUCCGAGCUUGUCUUGCACGAUCAUCCCAUUAUCUCGACCACUGACAACCUGGAGAGAAGUUCACCUUUGAAAAAAAUUACCAGGGGGAUGACGAAUCAGUCAGAUACAGACAAUUUUCCUGACUCCAAGGACUCACCAGGGGACGUCCAGAGAAGUAAACUCUCUCCUGUCUUGGACGGGGUCUCUGAGCUUCGUCACAGUUUCGAUGGCUCUGCUGCAGAUCGCUACCUCCUCUCUCAGUCCAGCCAGCCACAGUCUGCGGCCACUGCUCCCAGUGCCAUGUUCCCGUACCCCGGCCAGCACGGACCGGCGCACCCCGCCUUCUCCAUCGGCAGCCCCAGCCGCUACAUGGCCCACCACCCGGUCAUCACCAACGGAGCCUACAACAGCCUCCUGUCCAACUCCUCGCCGCAGGGAUACCCCACGGCCGGCUACCCCUACCCACAGCAGUACGGCCACUCCUACCAAGGAGCUCCGUUCUACCAGUUCUCCUCCACCCAGCCGGGGCUGGUGCCCGGCAAAGCACAGGUGUACCUGUGCAACAGGCCCCUUUGGCUGAAAUUUCACCGGCACCAAACGGAGAUGAUCAUCACCAAACAGGGAAGGCGCAUGUUUCCUUUUUUAAGUUUUAACAUUUCUGGUCUCGAUCCCACGGCUCAUUACAAUAUUUUUGUGGAUGUGAUUUUGGCGGAUCCCAAUCACUGGAGGUUUCAAGGAGGCAAAUGGGUUCCUUGCGGCAAAGCGGACACCAAUGUGCAAGGAAAUCGGGUCUAUAUGCAUCCGGAUUCCCCCAACACUGGGGCUCACUGGAUGCGCCAAGAAAUCUCUUUUGGAAAAUUAAAACUUACGAACAACAAAGGAGCUUCAAAUAACAAUGGGCAGAUGGUGGUUUUACAGUCCUUGCACAAGUACCAGCCCCGCCUGCAUGUGGUGGAAGUGAACGAGGACGGCACGGAGGACACUAGCCAGCCCGGCCGCGUGCAGACGUUCACUUUCCCUGAGACUCAGUUCAUCGCCGUCACCGCCUACCAGAACACCGAUAUUACACAACUGAAAAUAGAUCACAACCCUUUUGCAAAAGGAUUUCGGGAUAAUUAUGACACGAUCUACACCGGCUGUGACAUGGACCGCCUGACCCCCUCGCCCAACGACUCGCCGCGCUCGCAGAUCGUGCCCGGGGCCCGCUACGCCAUGGCCGGCUCUUUCCUGCAGGACCAGUUCGUGAGCAACUACGCCAAGGCCCGCUUCCACCCGGGCGCGGGCGCGGGCCCCGGGCCGGGUACGGACCGCAGCGUGCCGCACACCAACGGGCUGCUGUCGCCGCAGCAGGCCGAGGACCCGGGCGCGCCCUCGCCGCAACGCUGGUUUGUGACGCCGGCCAACAACCGGCUGGACUUCGCGGCCUCGGCCUACGACACGGCCACGGACUUCGCGGGCAACGCGGCCACGCUGCUCUCUUACGCGGCGGCGGGCGUGAAGGCGCUGCCGCUGCAGGCUGCAGGCUGCACUGGCCGCCCGCUCGGCUACUACGCCGACCCGUCGGGCUGGGGCGCCCGCAGCCCCCCGCAGUACUGCGGCACCAAGUCGGGCUCGGUGCUGCCCUGCUGGCCCAACAGCGCCGCGGCCGCCGCGCGUAUGGCUGGCGCCAACCCCUACCUGGGCGAGGAGGCCGAGGGUCUGGCCGCCGAGCGCUCGCCGCUGCCGCCCGGCGCCGCCGAGGACGCCAAGCCCAAGGACCUGUCCGAUUCCAGCUGGAUCGAGACGCCCUCCUCGAUCAAGUCCAUCGACUCCAGCGACUCGGGGAUUUACGAGCAGGCCAAGCGGAGGCGGAUCUCGCCGGCCGACACGCCCGUGUCCGAGAGCUCGUCCCCGCUCAAGAGCGAGGUGCUGGCCCAGCGGGACUGCGAGAAGAACUGCGCCAAGGACAUUAGCGGCUACUAUGGCUUCUACUCGCACAGCUAGGCCGCCCCUGCCCGCCCGGCCCCACCGCGGCCCGGACCCCCAGCCAGCCCCUCACAGCUCUUCCCCAGCUCCGCCUCCCCAAACUCCUCCUUGCGCACCCCCUCAUUUUAUUUGACCCUCGAUGGCCGUCUGCAGCGAAUAAGUGCAGGUCUCCGAGCGUGAUUUUAACCUUUUUUGCACAGCAGUCUCUGCAAUUAGCUCACCGACCUUCAACUUUGCUGUAAACCUUUUGGUUUUCCUACUUACUCUUCUUCUGUGGAGUUAUCCUCCUACAAUUCCCCUCCCCCUCGUCUUUCUCUUACCUCCUACUUCUCUUUCUUGUAAUGAAACUCUUCACUUUUAGGAGACCUGGGCAGUCCUGUCAGGCAGCAGCGAUUCCGACCCGCCAAGUCUCGGCCUCCACAUUAACCAUAGGAUGUUGACUCUAGAACCUGGACCCACCCAGCGCGUCCUUUCUUAUCCCCGAGUGGAUGGAUGGAUGGAUGGAUGGUAGGGAUGUUAAUAAUUUUAGUGGAACAAAGCCUGUGAAAUGAUUGUACAUAGUGUUAAUUUAUUGUAACGAAUGGCUAGUUUUUAUUCUCGUCAAGGCACAAAACCAGUUCAUGCUUAACCUUUAUUUCCUUUCCUUUCUUUGCUUUUCUUUCUCUCCUCUCUCAUACUUUCUCUUCUCUCUCUUUUAAUUUUCUUGUGAGAUAAUAUUCUAAGAGGCUCUAGAAACAUGAAAUACUCAGUAGUGAUGGGUUUCCCACUUCUCCUCAAUCCGUUGCAUGACAUAAUUACUAUGUGCCCUAAUGCACACAAAUAGCUAAGGAGAAUCCACCCAAACACCUUUAAAGGAUAGGUGUCUGUUCAUAGGCAAGUCGAUUAAGUGGCAUGAUGCCUGCAAAGCAAAGUCAACUGGAGUUGUAUGUUCCCCCCCUCUUCUAAAUAGAAUAGCUCGACAUCAGCAAUAUUAUUUUGCCUUAUUUGUUUUUCCCCAAAGUGCCAAAUCCAUUACUGGUCUGUGCAGGUGCCAAAUAUGCUGACAAACUGUUUCUGAAUAUCUUUCAGUACCCCCUUCACCUUUAUAUGCUGUAAAUCUUUGUAAUGAAUACUCUAUUAAUGAUAUAGAUGACUGAAUUGUUGGUAACUAUAGUGUAGUCUAGUGAAGAUGAAUUGUGUGAGUUGUAUAUUUUACUGCAUUUUAGUUUUGAAAAUGACUUCCCCACCACCUAGAAACAGCUGAAAUUUGACUUCCUUGGGAGAACACUAGCAUUAAUGCAAGUAAGACUGAUUUUCCCCUAAGUCUUGUUAUAUUUGAUAAGGAGCAUUAAUCCCCCUGGAAAUAGAUUAGUAGGAUUUCUAAUGUUGUGUAGCAAACCUAUACUUUUUUGUAUUUAAAAAUUAAUGUGAAAUAUGCAUCAUACACAAUAUUCAAUCUAGAUUCCAGUCCAUGGGGGGAUUUUUCCUAAUAGGAAUUCAGGGUCUAAACGUGUGUAUAUUUUGGCUCUUCUGUAAAUCUAAUGUUGUGAUUUUUAUAUUUGUUUCGUUUUGUCUGUGAACUGAAUAAUUUAUACAAGAACACACUCCAUUGAGAAACGUUUUGUUUUUUGCUCGUUUGUAUCGUCUGUGUAUAACAAGUAAAAUAAACCUGGUAAAAACGCUAA